Molecule: messenger RNA, 3050 nt
Organism: Procambarus clarkii (red swamp crayfish)
Lineage: Eukaryota; Metazoa; Arthropoda; Malacostraca; Decapoda; Cambaridae
Source: RefSeq, a predicted model, not a curated record
GAGCAAAUUGAGGUGUCUGGCAACGCUUUACGUUUGGCGCCUUUUUGUUGUCAACAAUAAUUUGGCGGGAAAAGUCCCAGGCAGUGGUGUCUCCCGGGGUUGUGGUCGUCUUGUGUCCUCAAGUUCACCCUUAUUUGCACGGUGGUCAAUAGUAAGAGUGAAUCAUCAUGUCGUCUCCUGGCCGUCGCAGCACACGUUCGACGCCUAGCAAGCAGAGUGACACAAGUGAACUGGUUCCUCUGCCUCCGUCAUCACCUGGAUCAGAACUUCUGCCAGCCACUUCACCAGCUCCAGUACGCUUUAACCCUGCCAUCAGUGAGGUGGACUUGAGCUCUCCUCUUAACUAUGGGACACCAAGCAGUGUUGGAUCAUCCCUACGAACGCCUCGCUCUGGAGUUCGAGGAACACCCAUCCGUCAUAGAUCAGAUAUCCGAUCUGAUCGGCGCAUUAGACAGGUAAACAUCUCGACUGACCCAGCUAGCGAAUCUAAUGCAGAGGGAGUAGCUGCUACUUCAGCACCCCCUGGAGGAUCGGCCCAAACUGAGGGACCCCAAGGCCCCCAACUUGUUAUCUGGGGCACAGACGUAGUUGUAGCAGACUGUAAGGAUCGAUUUAAAACCUUCGUACUUCGUUUUGUGGAUCCUGAUGCAGCAGAAGAUGAACGAGUUGAGGGCAUGAAUACUGAGGAACCAUUGUAUCUACAAAAAUUAGAGGAGAUUCACACAUUGGAGGAACCUUUCUUGAAUAUAAACUGCUCACAUCUCCAUCAGUAUGAUUCAGACCUGUACCGCCAACUCAUUUGCUAUCCACAGGAAGUUAUUCCUACUUUUGACAUGGCUAUCAAUGAGAUGUUCUUUGAACGAUACCCAGAUACCAUUUUGGAGCAUCAGAUUCAAGUGCGACCCUUUAAUGCCGAAAAGACAAAGAACAUGCGUGCAUUGAAUCCGGAAGAUAUUGAUCAGCUCAUCACCAUCUCGGGCAUGGUGAUCCGCACCUCAAACAUCAUUCCUGAAAUGCGUGAAGCUUUUUUCCGUUGCCAUGUUUGUUCAUUCACAACUACUGUUGAGAUUGAUCGUGGACGAAUUGCUGAGCCAACUCACUGUACCCACUGCAACACGAGUCACACAUUCACAUUAAUCCACAACCGCUCACAGUUCUCUGAUAAACAAAUGAUCAAGUUGCAAGAGAGUCCAGAUGACAUGCCUCCUGGUCAGACCCCCCACACUGUGCUUGUUUAUGCUCAUAAUGAUCUUGUUGAUGGAGUCCAGCCUGGUGACCGGGUCACUGUUACUGGUAUCUACAGAGCCACCCCCAUGAGACUGAACCCUCGCAUGCGAAACCUCAAGAGUGUUUACAAGACACACAUUGAUGUUGUUCACUUUCGCAAAGUGGACGUUAAAAGACUUCAUGGACAGGAAGAAGGGGAGACUCCACGUUUUCCUCCUGAGCGGAUUGAACUGCUGAAAGAAUUAUCCCGCAAGCCUGAUGUAUAUGAACGCCUUGCUCGUGCAAUUGCUCCCUCCAUUUAUGAAAAUGAAGACAUCAAGAAAGGAAUAUUGCUGCAGUUGUUUGGUGGAACUAGAAAAGACUUCACUAAUGCUGGCCGGGGUCACUUCAGAUCUGAGGUAAACAUUCUUCUAUGUGGUGAUCCUGGAACAUCCAAAUCACAACUGCUUCAGUAUGUGUACCACCUGGUGCCACGAUCACAGUACACCAGUGGCAAGGGCUCCUCAGCUGUAGGUCUGACUGCUUAUAUCACUAAAGACCCUGAAACUCGGCAACUGGUAUUGCAGACUGGUGCCCUGGUAUUGGCUGAUAAUGGUAUUUGCUGUAUUGAUGAGUUUGACAAGAUGAAUGACUCCACAAGAUCCGUGCUUCAUGAAGUGAUGGAGCAGCAAACUCUUAGUAUUGCAAAAGCAGGGAUUAUUUGUCAACUUAAUGCUAGAACCUCCGUACUUGCUGCUGCCAAUCCUGUUGAAUCACAGUGGAACAAGAACAAAACCAUCAUUGAGAAUAUCGAGCUUCCUCAUACUCUUCUUUCACGUUUUGAUCUUAUCUUCCUCAUCCUGGAUCCACAAGAUGAAUUGUACGAUCGUCGACUUGCACGCCAUCUCGUUUCCUUGUACUAUCGCUCAGAAGGUUUGAGUGAGGAAGAAAUGUUGGACAUGAGCAUUCUUCGAGAUUAUUUGGCAUAUGCACGUGAAUAUGUCCACCCAAAACUUUCUGAAGAUGCUUCCCAGCGUCUUAUAUCGGCCUAUGUUGAUAUGCGUAAGGUGGGUAGUGGCCGUGGACAAGUGACUGCCUAUCCUCGUCAGCUCGAGUCUCUUAUCCGUCUGGCUGAGGCACAAGCUAAAGUACGUCUGUCUCACACGGUGGAAGUUGCAGAUGUGGAAGAGGCAUGGAGAUUGCACCGUGAAGCCCUCAAGCAAUCUGCUACAGACCCCAUGUCUGGUAAGAUUGAUAUCAGCAUCCUAACAACAGGAAUGAGUUCUGCUGCCCGCAAGCGGCGUGUUGAAAUAGCUCAGUCUUUGAAAAAGUUGAUUCAAGCUAAAGGCAAAGUGGUUACUCUAAACUUCCAGAAGGUAUUCCAGGAAUUGAAGGAUUCUUCAGACUUGAUGAUCACUCGUGAGAUGUUCGAGGAUGCUCUUCGUGAUCUACAGGAUGACGAAUUCCUUGCUCUCACUGGCAAAUCUACUAUUCGUAUAAUUCAUUAGGGACUGAAGACAUCUAAAUAAUUUGCUUAGUAUUGCAAGCUUCAGUAAAACAUCUUUUAAUUUUUAUGAAAUCUACAGUAUUUACAUAAUUUUCCUUGGAAGAUGAUUGUCACCUUAUAUUGAUCUUCAUGUACAGUAGAUAUUGGAUUGUCUCUUGUAUAGUAAGUUCCUUCUAAUAAAUCACAGUUGAUAUAGUGAGAGGUCUGUAAAAUGUUGGGUCACAUUUUUUUAUAUAGAUUAUAUUACUAAAAGUAAAAAAUGGCUAUUUUAAUGUAAGCCUUACAAUUUUCUAAAAAUGCAUUUUUCUGAAAUAAAGAGAAUUUUCUGACUAGCAAA